Molecule: messenger RNA, 1129 nt
Organism: Aquila chrysaetos chrysaetos
Lineage: Eukaryota; Metazoa; Chordata; Aves; Accipitriformes; Accipitridae
Gene: SSR3
Product: signal sequence receptor subunit 3
Exons: 5
Coding region: 81-644 (187 amino acids)
Biological process (GO): SRP-dependent cotranslational protein targeting to membrane
Cellular component (GO): membrane; endoplasmic reticulum
Source: RefSeq, a predicted model, not a curated record
CCCCCGCCCCGCCCCGCUGGCGGCGUGACCCGGAAGCAGUCGUGGUUAGAGCUGAGGGUGGCAGGGCCCGCGUCCCCGCCAUGGCUCCCAAGGGCGGCCCCGGCGGGCGGCAGCAGUCGGAGGAGGAUCUGCUCCUGCAGGACUUCAGCCGCAACCUCUCCGCCAAGUCCUCCGCGCUCUUCUUCGGCAACGCCUUCAUCGUCUCCGCUAUCCCCAUUUGGCUUUAUUGGAGGAUAUGGCAUAUGGAUCUUGUUCAGUCUGCAGUCCUGUAUAGCGUAAUGACCCUCAUCAGUACCUAUCUAGUAGCUUUUGCGUAUAAGAACGUCAAGUUUGUUCUCAAACACAAAGUAGCACAGAAAAGAGAGGACGCUGUUUCCAAAGAAGUUACUCGCAAGCUGUCUGAGGCAGACAAUAGGAAGAUGUCUCGCAAGGAGAAGGAUGAAAGAAUUCUGUGGAAGAAAAAUGAAGUUGCAGAUUAUGAAGCAACAACUUUUUCCAUCUUCUACAACAAUACUCUUUUUCUGGUCUUGGUCAUCAUUGCUUCAUUUUUUGUGCUGAAGAACUUCAACCCCACUGUAAACUAUAUUCUUUCUAUAAGUGCUUCAUCUGGACUGAUUGCUCUGCUAUCUACAGGAUCCAAGUAGACAAAAAAAAACCCCACAGCAAUUCAUUUCUGUGAGGGGGUUCAACUGCCAUACAAAAGUUUAAGGGUGGAAUAGGAAUACAUGUUUUUUAUUGUGUGACUUCUUGAGGGUAUGGGGGGGGAGGCUUUGAAUCCAAAAUGGUUGAAUUAUAUUUACUUUACAUGGUAUUAUUCAAUAACUGAAAUAAUCAAUUUUUUUACUUAGCAAUGAAAGGAAAUGGCGUGUAAGCAGUUAUGAAACGUAACCUUUCUGAAGCACUGCAUGGGUGUGAUGGUACUACAGACUGACUAUUAGACAGGUACACUGUAAGGGACUGCUACACAGCAGUACAAACGGUUGUACUUAAAACCUGUAACAGAAUUCCUCUGUAAGUUUGGUGACUGGUAUAACAGUCAAACUCACUGAUCAUAAAAAGUGACAAUCCACCAUUUAUCAUUGUAACUUGAAAAGUUUUAAUAAAAAGAAGGCGCUUUUUUGUCAUUUAA